AUGCUUGAUAUUACAUUUCAAGGCAACGAUAUAUCUCUCGAUAUACAAGAACAGCAAUCGCAUGUCGGUCGAAGAUUUCUCCUUCAAAUCAAUUCAUCGACGACCCCAUUUGAUGCAUCACAACCGGUAUUUAUCGUUUUAUUAUGUAUAAUCGCUAUAUUGAGCAUCCUGUUCGUCAUAAUUAUCGUUUUUCUUUGUCGACUACUUCGUAUUCAACAUGAGCUUAGAACUCCAGAUACACCAAGCACAACACCUGAAGAGACAUUUGCCAACCGCCAGAAUCUCUCAAAUGCUACUUCACCGUUGCCUCAUUCUCACCAUACAUAUGUCAAUGAUAUAUCAUCAUUAUCGCUGGAAACAACUGAUGUGAAUAAAUUGAAUUCGUAUUUGUUUAUCGAUCUUCAUUCGACUUCAAGUGAAACAUAUCCUGAUUAUAAAUAUCGACAAUCCACGAACAAUCGAUGGACUUCGUAUAAUUACUUCGAACAGGAACAUCCACCGCCUCAUACACAUCAGCGAUCGCAUGCACCGCGCUUUCUAAUGCGUGAACGAAGUUUAGCAAAAAAUACUCGGCAUCUUCCUCAACUUCGUCAAGCAACCAUGGAGCAACAAAAGAAUCUAUUCGGAUUAGACGAUAGCGAUGACAGCAGCCGCAGUGUUACAACAAACCCUAGUUCGAUAUAUCAUUUAAAUCCAACAUUUAUAACACAAGAACAUCAUAUUUUACACAACAUCGAAGAAGAAGAACCAUCAUCGAUUCAUUCUCAAUCUCUUACCGACGAUAAUCAACUUCAUAUUCCAUACAAUUAUUCCUUUAUUAGAUCCAAUCAAAGUGUUUAUAUAAAUAAUUCAUUUUUCGUGUAA
Molecule: messenger RNA, 864 nt
Organism: Adineta ricciae
Lineage: Eukaryota; Metazoa; Rotifera; Eurotatoria; Adinetida; Adinetidae
Source: the annotation of a GenBank genome assembly